UCUCACCCAUGUGACACCCAGCCCAUGUCCCUGCUGCCUGUGCCCAGGUUUGGGCCGCCACUGGUGCUGCGGGAGGAGCGCGGCGUCUCCUGGGAGCAGCUGCAGCAGAACAUCCUGGCCCAGUUGAGGGGGGUCCUGCGGGGAGAGGUCCGGCCACAGGGCACAGGAGCCCUUUUCCGGAUCCGCCUGGCCGGGGGCUCGGCCCCCUGCACCUACCUGUCCCCUCAGGAUCCCCAUCCUCUCUGCCACCCUGCCAUCGACAGGGCCCUGCAGCUGUGCGGGGCCGGGGGCCCUCCCCACGUGAGGCUGACGGUGGAGUGGGACAUGAGCACCAAAGAGCGGCUGUUUGGGAGCAUCCAGGAGGAGGUGGUGCAGGAUGCAGAGAGCGUGAGGCGGCAGCAGCAGGCGCACGGGCAGCAGCACAGCUGCACCCUGGAUGAAUGCUUCCAGCUCUACACCAAGGAGGAGCAGGUACGGGCAUCUCUGGCAAGCCCAUGCCCUGCCCACCCUGGCACAGGGGCUGCAGUGCUGGGGGUGGCUGNUGCACGUGUGAAGUGA
Zonotrichia albicollis (white-throated sparrow) is the source of this 558-nucleotide messenger RNA. NCBI's taxonomy places the organism in Eukaryota, Metazoa, Chordata, Aves, Passeriformes, Passerellidae. The record is from RefSeq and is a predicted model, not a curated record.